Messenger RNA from Cyphellophora attinorum, 1107 nucleotides. RefSeq names its product Ribosome biogenesis protein TSR3. Gene Ontology annotation, biological process: maturation of SSU-rRNA. Gene Ontology annotation, molecular function: rRNA small subunit aminocarboxypropyltransferase activity. The coding region runs from base 1 to 1107 and encodes 368 amino acids. The record is from RefSeq and is a predicted model, not a curated record. NCBI's taxonomy places the organism in Eukaryota, Fungi, Ascomycota, Eurotiomycetes, Chaetothyriales, Cyphellophoraceae. The transcript has 2 exons.
AUGGUUCGCCACAAGAAAGAUGGCAUGUCCUCCAAAUCCAAAAAAUUCUCCAGCGGUCACUCACGCCACACGCCUCGCAAUGCCACAAAAUCAGGAGACACCGACCUCGAUAUCCCCGUCAGCGUCAUUGACGAAAAUGGCGAGCCUACCUCCACAACAACGACCACUGGCAGCGCAAAGCCACCCUUCAAGGCCGCCUGUUGGGACUUCAACCACUGCGACUCCAAACGCUGCUCUGGCAAACGCCUCAUGCACUUCGGCCUCAUGCGCGAGAUGGCAGUUGGGCAGAAAUUCCCCGGCGUCGUCAUCUCGCCUAACGCGAAGAAGGUCGUCUCUCCAGCCGACCGCGAAUUACUAGAACAGCACGGUGCCGCUGUCGUGGAAUGCAGUUGGGUGCGCAUCAAGGAGAUUCCCUGGGCACGUAUCGGCGGGAAGUGCGAGCGCUUGCUGCCCUACUUGGUCGCGGCAAACCCACCGUUCUUGGAGAUCAACAGUCAGCUCUUUGCGCGGUAUCAGAAGUGUAAGGAUGAAGAGGAAGUCAAGAAGGCGGAGGAGAACUGGAUGAAGAAGCUGGAUCGGGAGUAUGAGAGGAGUCGGAAGGAGGGCGAGGAGGGUGGGGAUGCCUGGGCUGGGGGCAAUUUGAAUAGGCAGGAAGUCUAUGAUGAGAGUAGUGAGGAGGACGAUCAAGAUGAGGACGAGGAUGAAGAAGACGAAGAUGGUGGAUUCGUUCAGCAGGGUGUCUCAUUAGACCUGCCGCCCGAUGAGGAGGACGAAGAGGAAGAGGCUAUGAUGGCGGAGAUAAGGCGGAAAGUUCUCGCCUCGAAACCUUUCCAAGAUCCUGGAAAGAUGGCGAAGGAGGAGAAGAGUGAGCCCGUCGAUGCACAGAGGUCGGACGCCAUGCUCAAGAAUGAGCCACCUGGACCGCCGCUGGUUGAUUCAGACGAGGAGUCUGGCUCGGAUGAGGACUUUGACGACUUCAACAAGAUCGUCAAUGCGACGCCGGUGACUGACAGAACCGGUAUAGUGGCACGUGAACGAGCAAAGAAGCUCGAGGUAGCCAGCGCUUCCUUCCAGCGCGAAGUCAUCUCGGCGCCCAAGAGAUGGUGA